AUGGUUCUCACGCAACAAAGCCUUGUUAGCUUCAUUCACCAUUUAUCCUGCCAAGUCGACGGUGCCACCAGUUUCUCAUCGCUCGUUUCCUUCAGCGAGGACUUCAACCCCUUGCAGAAUGCCACUCAAAAGGUCCUUGAGGAACUCCAAGGAGUGCUUGGACAGUUGCGUCAACAAGCUAUUUCGCGAUCGCAGACUCGACCUGCUCCCGAAUGUAUCCCGUCCGUGCUUGAGGGCUGCAGGGACGCAGUACAACUCGUGCACAACCAACUGCAUCUCUACCAGUACACCUGCGGUGGUAAGGAAUUUGUCAAUGCAGCAUGGAUGGAGCCCGUAGAGGCCCUGCAACAUUAUAAACUCAUCCUGGAACAGUGCAUUCAUUGCAUGGGGUCGGAAGAUGCGGAUUCCCUCGGCACAACUCCUGCGGCAGCAGCCCUCGAGAGCCUGAAGAGCUUGGUGCUGUACCACUUGGAACGGCAGUCCCACUUCCAGGCCUUCCAGCUGCACGAUCCAUACCAGCGGGCACCGAGUCCUACAGUAUGCAGCCACAGCCAAGCACCCUCGACAUAUGUGACCCCGCCUCAGAGCGUCAAUGGGGGCGAGGCGCCGGACAGAUCUCCAACUCCUCAUCCAUUGGCAGCCUUCUCCCAGGUUUUCUCUCAUCGCGUGGACAGAGAGAAUGAAAUGACAGAUGUGGACAUCCGCACCAGCGACGGCUCCACACCCUUGUACUGGACGAUCGAGGAAGGCCACGCGGAUAUGGCGCGGAUCUUGAUUGAGGCGCAGGCGGACAUGGACACGCCGCAUCCCAAGACGGGACUGCCGCCUCUAUACCUUGCCGUCCAGCAGCUACGUCGCGGGCUGGUGAAAGUGAUGAUAACCAAGGGCGCAAAUCCAGCCCUCCGGAUCCCCGGUAAGCACUGUUCGCGGUGCAAAAAGGCCAAGAGGCCCCAGGGGAGGAAUUCCCGAUGCGUUCUAAUGGCCAUUGAGAGAAAUCAAGGCAACGAAGUGACAUGGCAGGCCAUCGAUGCUAUGCUAAGGGCUGAGUUCUGGCGGCGUAACCCUAGUGGGAAGUCAAGAUAA
This is a messenger RNA of Aspergillus steynii IBT 23096, 1083 nucleotides long. Its product is annotated as ankyrin repeat domain-containing protein. Bases 1 to 1083 code for a protein of 360 amino acids. Gene Ontology annotation, molecular function: protein binding. Lineage: Eukaryota; Fungi; Ascomycota; Eurotiomycetes; Eurotiales; Aspergillaceae. The transcript has 3 exons. The record is from RefSeq and is a predicted model, not a curated record.